Molecule: messenger RNA, 3129 nt
Organism: Colletotrichum karsti
Lineage: Eukaryota; Fungi; Ascomycota; Sordariomycetes; Glomerellales; Glomerellaceae
Product: SNF2 super family protein
Exons: 1
Coding region: 1-3129 (1042 amino acids)
Molecular function (GO): ATP binding; ATP-dependent chromatin remodeler activity
Source: RefSeq, a predicted model, not a curated record
AUGGGCGCAAAUAAGCCAUCCGCCAUAGUCAUAUCUGACGACGAGACCGGAACGGACAUCAGCGAACCGCAGAGGCCCAGCAUCAAAGCUCUUGGAAAACGCAAGGUCGACAUCGAUUUCGAAGAGAAGGAGGUAUGGGAUGCCGACUCGGAUCAGGAGCUCCCCAAGAUCAAGAAGCGUAAGACUCCGCGCGCUCCCGCCGCCAAUGGCAAGGCAAAAGGGAAAGGCAAAUCAACUACUCAGACGAAGGGCGGACCGGCCAAGAAGGCCGCCGCUGCAGGCCGCGAUCUCGACGAUGACUACGACAUCGCACAGGUCCCCGACUACCUGAAGGAGCGCCGAAAGAAAUUCGACGAGAAUCGCGAAAAGCUGCGAGAGUCCGGUCUUCUGCUUCCUCCCGACUUCUCGGGCAUUCCGUUUUUCGAUGGCGAUAGAACACCAGGGCUGGAGGAGCGACCCAAGUUCGAGGAGAGCACCAAGAUCAAGCCAUGCCGACCCUACGAAGAUGUUGAGUUGGAAUACUCCGCGGGCGUCAUCCCCGCAUCUAUCGCGCAAUACCUUCGAGACUACCAAAUCGUCGGCGUCAAGUUCUUGCAUAGGCUCUUCGUCUAUCAAAGAGGUGGCAUACUCGGAGAUGACAUGGGUCUCGGCAAGACGGUCCAGGUCGCCAGCUUCCUCACGGCGGCCUUUGGCAAGACUGCCGACGAGCGUGAUCAAAAGCGCAUGAGAAUAAUGAGGGAAUACCCUGAUCUUUGGUACCCGCGGGUGCUGAUCAUUUGCCCGGGCUCCAUCAUCGAGAAUUGGAAGAACGAGCUGAACCGCUGGGGCUGGUGGAAAAUUGACGUCUUCCACGGCGCCGGUAAAGAAGACGUCUUGUCGUCAGCUAGGUCAGGACGCUGCGAGAUCAUGAUCACGACAUACACAACCUACAAAAACCACAUGAGCUUGGUCAACACCGUCAAGUGGGAUGCAGUUGUGGCGGAUGAAUGCCAUCAGAUCAAGGAGAGGAGCUCCGAGAUCACCAAGGCAAUGAACAGCAUCAACGCACUAUGUCGCAUCGGCCUGACGGGUACCGCCAUUCAGAACAAGUACGAAGAACUGUGGACGCUCCUCAACUGGACAAAUCCAGGCCACUUUGGCACGCUCGCGGAAUGGAAUCACACCAUUACCAAACCGCUGACACGGGGCCAGUCCCACGAUGCAACGCUCUAUCAGCUGAGAGACGCCCGUGUCACUGCGAGGAAGCUCGUCGACAACCUGCUCCCCGGUUUCUUCCUCCGCCGAAUGAAGACUUUAAUUGCUGAUCAGCUCCCCAAGAAGAGCGAUCGAGUCGUCUUCUGCCCCCUCACAGACAGCCAGCAGGAAGCGUACAUGAACUUCAUCAGUAGGCCUGAAGUGGAGCUUCUUCGUACGCUUUCUGAACCUUGCGCGUGCGGAUCAGGUACGGGCCAGGGCUGGUGCUGUAAGAAAACACUCGAGGACGGAACCACAUGGCAGUCGAUCAUCUUUCCGUGCGUCACAACUCUUCAGAAGCUGUCGAACCACCUGACUCUGCUGAUCCCUUCGGGCACUGAUCUCGAGGACAAACAAAAACGAGAGAUGCGCACACUGCAGACAUGUUGUCCUGAUACGUGGAAGCAUCUGUACGAAAACAGAGACGCGAUCGUCAAUCUGGCGAACCCGGAGUUCUGCGGCAAGUGGAAGGUCCUCAAGAAGCUUCUCAAGUUCUGGCACGGCAACGGAGACAAAGUCCUCGUCUUCUCGCACAGCGUCCGUCUUCUGCGCAUCCUCCAGCACCUUUUCCACAACACUAGCUACAGCGUCACCUACCUCGACGGCUCGCUGACCUACGAAGACCGCCAAAAGGCCGUGGACGACUUCAACUCCGAUCCGACGCAGUUCGUCUUCCUGAUCUCUACCAAGGCCGGUGGCGUCGGACUCAACAUCACCUCCGCCAACAAGGUCGUCAUCGUCGAUCCUCACUGGAACCCGUCCUAUGACCUCCAAGCUCAAGACCGUGCGUACCGAAUCGGACAAGUCCGCGAUGUCGACGUCUUCCGCCUCGUCUCCUCCGGCACCAUCGAGGAGAUCGUCUACGCCAGACAGAUCUACAAGCAGCAGCAGGCCAACAUUGGCUACACAGCCUCCUCCGAGCGCCGCUACUUCAAGGGCGUCCAGCAAGACACCGAACGCAAGGGCGAGAUCUUCGGUCUCGAAAACCUCUUCACGUACCGCGAGAACCAACUCGUCAUCCGCGACAUCGUCAACAAAACGAACAUCGCCGAAGCGAGAGCCGGAACCGGCAUCACGGUGACCGACGUCGACCUGGAGAAGCUGGUCAAGGAAGAAAAGCUCGCCGGCGCCGUCAAGCAGGAACCCACGGACGCCGAAGACGGCGGCGCCAGCCAGCUCGCCGCCAUCCUCACCGCAAAAAACCAAAAGGCCCACCUCGACUCCGCCCCCCAGCCCAAGAGCGACGCCGUCCAGGCCAUCCUCUCCGCCGCCGGCGUCGAGUACACCCACGAGAACUCCGAGGUCAUCGGCACCUCCAAGAUCGAGGAGCAGCUCUCCCGCCGGGCCGCCAUGGCCGCGGGCUCCCCCGACGCCGACGACCCCGGGGCGGGCGACGGCGCCCUCUUCGCCGACGAUCAGGUGUUUGACGCGCAGGCGCAGAAGCUCAGGGGGUUCCCCUACGUCUACAACCCGCCCCGGGACGUCAUGCGCAGGCAGUUCUGCUCCAUGGCCAGGGAGUUCGGGUUUAAGUCCUCGACCGAGUUCGCGCUCGUCGUGGGCAGCUGGACCCAGGCGCAGAGGCGGAACUGCCUCGAGACGUUUUACAAGAUUCGCGAGGGGAAGUUGUUGGCGGAGGAGACGGUCAAGGCGGAGGAGGAUGCCGUCAAGGAGGAAGUGAAGAAUGAGGAGAAGGUGAAGGUGGAGGACGUGGUUGAUCCGGAUGCCGAGACGGAGGAUGAGACGGCGGAUGAGGAUGGUGAUAUUAGAGGGGAGGUUAAGAAGGAAGAGAUUGGUAAGGUUGAGGGGAUCGUUAAGACUGCGACGGAUGGAGCGGCUGCGACGUCCACCAAGACGUCGAUUUUCAUUUACGAUACCGACGAUGAUGAUGAGCUUUGA